CUCCUAUAGCACUCAGCGAGGCACUUUACAUCGCACUGACAGAGGAGCGACCAUUCCCUGAAGCUCCCAUCCAGGCUGCAGCAUCCGUAAAGAGGGAAUAUCGUUUUCGAAAGCUUGCUUUUGAAGGUGGAACCGAGCGAAACAUGUCUUACCAAGGAAAAAAGAACAUCCCGAAGAUCACAAGUGACCGGCUUCUGAUCAAAGGCGGGAGGAUUGUGAAUGAUGACCAGUCCUUCCAUGCCGAUAUCUACAUGGAGGAUGGCGUUAUUAAGCAGAUCGGCGAUAACCUGAUCGUGCCUGGUGGGGUGAAGACCAUCGAGGCCAACGGAAAGAUGGUGAUCCCCGGUGGCAUUGACAUCCACACGCACUUCCAGAUGCCGUACCGUGGAACCACAACCGUAGACGACUUCGCACAGGGAUCAAAGGCUGCUCUUGCUGGGGGCACGACCAUGAUCGUGGACCAUGUGAUCCCAGAGCCCGGUAGCAGCCUGAUGGAGGCAUAUGACCAGUGGAGGCAGUGGGCCGAUGAAAAGGCCUGCUGCGACUACUCCUUCCACGUGGAUAUCACCCACUGGAACGACAGCAUAAAGCAGGAGGUGGAUAACCUCAUCAAGGAGAAAGGUGUGAACUCAUUCCAGGUCUACAUGGCUUACAAGGAUUACUACCAAAUGAGCAACAGUGAGCUCUAUGAUGUCUUUACCUUCUUGGCAGAGAGGGGAGGCAUCGCUCAGGUCCAUGCUGAAAAUGGCGAGAUCAUCGCUGAGGAGCAGGCCCGCAUGCUGCAGAUGGGUAUCACUGGGCCAGAGGGACACGUGUUGAGCAGGCCAGAAGAGCUGGAGGCGGAGGCAGUGUUUCGUGCCAUCACCAUCGCCAGCCAAACCAACUGUCCUCUCUAUGUGACCCGAGUCAUGAGCAAGAGUGCUGCUGACAUCAUCUCACAGGCCCGGAAAAAAGGGAAUGUUGUGUUUGGGGAGCCAAUCACGGCCAGCCUGGGGACUGAUGGGACGCAUUACUGGAGCAAGAAUUGGGCCAAGGCUGCUUCUUUUGUAACAUCACCUCCUCUCAGCCCUGAUCCCACCACUCCAGACUAUCUGAACACACUGUUGUCCAGUGGAGACCUGAGUGUUACUGGCAGUGCUCACUGCACCUUCAGUGUGUCCCAGAAGGCCAUUGGCAAGGAUGACUUCACUCAGAUCCCAGAGGGUGUCAACGGUGUGGAGGAGAGGAUGACCCUCAUUUGGGAUAAAGCUGUGACUACAGGUAAAAUGGAUGAGAACAUGUUUGUGGCAGUCACCAGCACCAACGCAGCUAAGAUCCUGAACCUGUACCCUCGUAAGGGUCGGAUCGCCGUGGGCUCUGAUGCUGACCUGGUCAUCUGGGACACAGACUCCAUCCGCACCAUCACUGCCAAGACACACAAUUCGGUUGCAGAGUACAAUAUCUUUGAGGGCAUGGAGCUGCGUGGAGCCCCACUAGUGGUGAUUUGCCAGGGGAAGAUUAUUCUGGAAGACGGGAACCUGCAUGUCACUUCCGGUGUGGGUCGCUUCAUUCCCUGCACUCCCUUCCCUGACUUUGCCUACAAGCGUGUUAAAGCCAGGAAGCAGCUGGCGGUCUUGAGGGCUGUUCCCAGGGGAAUGUAUGACGGCCCGGUGUCUGAAUUCUCCAUGUCCCGUGGUGGUACCCCCUCGGCCUCUGCACGUACAUCUCCCACCAAACAGCCUGUCAGAAACCUGCACCAGUCCGGAUUUAGUCUAGCAGGUAACCCUGCACCAUGCGCUCCCCCCACCCCAGAUGACAUCCCAAUCAGGCCUGCUGGCCGGCGUAUUGUAGUGCCCCCUGGUGGUCGUUCCAACAUCACAUCACUCAGUUAAACAGCAGGACAACAAGGGGACGCAUUCAGAAAACGACAGCAGACAGAGUGCAGGAUCCCCGGAGGGAGGGUAAA
This is a messenger RNA of Micropterus dolomieu (smallmouth bass), 1945 nucleotides long. It is a transcript of the gene dpysl3, whose product is annotated as dihydropyrimidinase like 3. Lineage: Eukaryota; Metazoa; Chordata; Actinopteri; Centrarchiformes; Centrarchidae. The transcript is spliced from 14 exons. The record is from RefSeq and is a predicted model, not a curated record. Gene Ontology annotation, molecular function: hydrolase activity, acting on carbon-nitrogen (but not peptide) bonds, in cyclic amides. Gene Ontology annotation, cellular component: cytoplasm; cytosol. Gene Ontology annotation, biological process: actin crosslink formation. Bases 144 to 1871 code for a protein of 575 amino acids.